GUGUAUAAGGGUUUGGUUAAAGGAAAAGGUAAACUGUAAGAAAAUUUGGAAGUAAAGACGUUGAAUAUGGAGAAGAGAGAGAGAAGGAGGAUGAGAUGAGAGGCGGAGAGGAGAGACAAACGGCGACCGGGAUUCGGAAGAAGGGAAGCGGAGUGAGGCAAUGGCUGAUGCUCGACGGGAAAGGGGAGACGGAGGUGGUGGAGGCCGGGAAGCACGCCAUCAUGAGGCGCACCGGCCUCCCCGCCCGUGACCUCCGCAUAUUGGACCCUCUCCUCUCCUACCCUUCCACCCUUCUUGGCCGUGAGAGGGCCAUCGUCAUCAACUUGGAGCACAUCAAGGCCAUCAUCACCGCCCACGAGGUCCUCCUCCUCAACUCACGUGACCCCUCCGUCAACCCCUUCGUCCAAGAGCUCCAGGCCAGGAUCCUCCGCCACCACCAGGCCUUCUCUUCCAAACAUCACGACCACCACACCGACUCCGACCCCGACCACGACCACGACCCCGAUGCCAUCAAGAUUCUCCCUUUCGAAUUCGUGGCCCUGGAGGCCUGCCUUGAAGCCGCCUGUAGCGUAUUGGAGAACGAGGCAAAGACGUUGGAGCAGGAGGCUCAUCCCGCCUUGAACAAGCUCACAUCCAAGAUCAGUACUCUCAAUUUGGAACGCGUUCGUCAAAUUAAGAAACGAUUGGUCGCCAUCACUGGCCGUGUUCAGAAGGUGAGGGAUGAAUUGGAGCACUUGCUGGACGACGACGAUGAUAUGGCUGAGAUGUAUCUGACGGAUAAGUUAGCCGAACAGCAGAUGGAAGAGAGCUCUUCCGCAUCCUCCAUAAAUGACCACGACGAGCAGGAUAUAGAUGACAGGACCACUACAGAAAUAUCCUUUGAGGCUGGAGAACCCCCUGUGGGCUUUGAGGAUCAACACAAUGCCUACAAUGUUCUUGGUAGGGACAGCCAUGGAACCCGUGGUAGCACUUACAGUGCCGUCACCAAGCAGCUUGAUGUCGAGGAGCUUGAAAUGCUUUUGGAGGCUUACUUUGUGCAGAUCGAUGGCACCCUGAACAAGCUCUCAACGCUGAGGGAAUAUGUUGAUGACACGGAGGAUUACAUCAACAUCAUGCUGGAUGACAAACAGAACCAUCUCCUCCAAAUGGGAGUCAUGUUGACCACAGCAACUCUGGUAGUGAGUGCCUUUGUUGUUGUGGCCGGAGUUUUUGGCAUGAAUAUUCACAUUGAGCUAUUUGAUCCAGAUAAAGCUGGGAUGACAGAGUUCCUCUGGACUGUUGGUGGUAGCACUGCAGGGACCAUAUUCUUGUAUGUAGUUGCCAUUGCCUGGUGUAAGCAGAAACGCUUGCUGGAGUAAUUAACUAGGCAUCUAAUAGCGUUUCAUAAAGAAAUGUAAUGUAAUUUGAAAAUCACUCAUCAUUCAUAUGCUAUAAAUUAUAAUAGCAGACCAUUGCAGUAUCUUCUGGCUGCUUCUUGUAUUCGUAUGAUACUUCAGCUUCAACGGUGUACUCGUCUUGUACAUGAUUCCGUUGGUAGCUUUACGUACACCUGUUGUCUUUACAGUAUUAGUUUUGCUAUUAGCACCAAAAUUUCCGAAGUA
This is a messenger RNA of Vigna umbellata (rice bean), 1601 nucleotides long. RefSeq names its product magnesium transporter 4 (gene MGT4). Gene Ontology annotation, molecular function: magnesium ion transmembrane transporter activity. The record is from RefSeq and is a predicted model, not a curated record. Gene Ontology annotation, biological process: magnesium ion transport. Lineage: Eukaryota; Viridiplantae; Streptophyta; Magnoliopsida; Fabales; Fabaceae.